This is a messenger RNA of Acaulospora morrowiae, 332 nucleotides long. Lineage: Eukaryota; Fungi; Glomeromycota; Glomeromycetes; Diversisporales; Acaulosporaceae. The record is from the annotation of a GenBank genome assembly.
UGCUUCUGCGCGAUCACGUGUCAUCAUAUAAAGUUCUACUGCAAUCAGUAAGCUUUCUCGAUUUAAAUGAAUUGAGUGCAGAUGACAGUAAGCGAUCGAAAGAAAUUGAAGUAGUCAAUCGCAUUGUAAAAAUGUUACCAAUGUUGGAUAUGAAUGUGACCGUGUGUAUAUUAAAAGCAUGUCUUCGUCAUUUGGCAUUCUUUAUUGGUACAACACAAAGGACAAUGUCUUCUAAUGCUUCACUUGAAUUCAUUCGAAUGAUUUUUUACCAAAGAGAGAAAUGGAAUGUUUUUGGACUUAGCGUCCCAAAUGAAAGAUCAGUUUAUCCAUAG